UACUUUUUUAAAGAAAAAGAAAAAAAUCGAAAACGUGAAGGUAGGUCCAAAUAUGGGCAAAGCCACCACAAGAAUUCAGAUGAGCCACCGUGUCUUGUCACCAAGUUACAAUUACAAUUACGCCGAAAAUAAUCCUAAUGAUCAACCGGCUAUUCAACUAUCCGGUUCGAUCUUCGGGUUUCUUGAGGACGAAAAUACUAUAUUUUCGUCCCUAGAAUCCCAAGGUUACUCCGAAAUUCAACAAGAGUUUGAAGACGAAGAUGAGAUCGAAAAAGCCACCGAAGGCAUUGAGGACAAAGUUAAAUUUUGGGAGACCCAACAUACAAAUUUACAUACAACGUUGUAUAGAACAACAUCAUUAGAAUCGAAAAUCAGAACUACAACAAAACAAGCAAUUGCGGAACUAGAGGCGGCCGAGAACAAUGUAUGUUCUUGCUUGAGACCGAUAUCCACAGGCUGUCGAAGUUGUCGAAUGACAGAAAUCUGUCGCCGGUUACAGGAUUCCGGUUACAAUUCUGCCAUUUGCAAGUCUAAAUGGAAAAGCUCAUUCGAUAUCCCAUCGGGUGAACACACUUUUGUAGACGUAAUCGAUCAUUCUAAUUGCAAAAAAGGAGAAGUGAGGGUGAUAAUCGAGUUAGAGUUUCGGGGCCAAUUCGAGAUGAAGAAAGGAAGCGUGGAGUACAAUGAUCUCGUAUCAAAACUCCCCGAUGUGUUUGUCGGGAAAAUUGAGAGACUACAAAAUAUAGUUAAAAUAUUAAGUAAUGCCGCGAAACGUUGCAUGAAGGAAAAGAAAAUGCAUCUAGGACCGUGGCGAAAACAACGUUAUGUUGAAGCUAAAUGGCUUAGAGUCGUCGAACGAACAACUUCCAUGGCUUUGAACAAACCGUUGAUGGUUGAUAAUUAUUAUUUCAAUAGCCCGGUUAGUACUAAAGCUAGGGCUUCAAUGCUAACUAUGGAUCUUGUUGAUCAUAAUUUGCCGAAGGUUCAUAACUAUUAUGCACCCGUGGUUGAAGUCUUGUAAAUAAAAACUUUGUGUGUGGUGGUGUAUAACAAUAUAAUUAAGUGUUUGUCACUCGGGAUAUGUUAGCUGUAAAAUAUAUGAAUUAUAAUUUACACUCUAAA
Molecule: messenger RNA, 1122 nt
Organism: Erigeron canadensis
Lineage: Eukaryota; Viridiplantae; Streptophyta; Magnoliopsida; Asterales; Asteraceae
Exons: 3
Coding region: 53-1021 (322 amino acids)
Source: RefSeq, a predicted model, not a curated record